This is a messenger RNA of Acanthosepion pharaonis, 933 nucleotides long. NCBI's taxonomy places the organism in Eukaryota, Metazoa, Mollusca, Cephalopoda, Sepiida, Sepiidae. The record is from the annotation of a GenBank genome assembly.
AUGAUAGAGACAUCUGGAUUAGGACGAGAGGCUUUUGAGUACACCAUUGAACAUGUAUCUAAAACCAUCAGUAGCCAAGAACAAGACCAGGAACAGAAAAUGCAUCAUGAGCUUUACAAUCGACAUACUGAUUUUCAUAAAGCUAUUGUUGGAAAUGAAUUCGAUAGUGUUCCCAAUGAUGUCUUGCGACUGGUUGUUUACGGAGAAAUUGAAUCGGCAAAGAAUUUUGAGUAUAAUGACCUGUACCUCCAUUUCUUUGUUGACCUGCCAAAAGGUUGGUCCUCUUACCCUGGUCAGGAAUUGUCCUGGGUCACUCAGACUUGUUCCACAAAAGUCAUCCACAAGGAGAAUGUCGCCUAUUACAGUUUUCCUUUUAACUUUGAAUUGUUCUAUAAAAAAGAACUGAAUAAACUGAAUACAUCUGAGGACGUACCUCACUUUCCAAUUAUUUAUCUGGAAGUACUCUCCCUUGAUUCAUGGCAAAGGUAUCGCACAGAAGGCUACAGCUAUUUGACUAUCCCACCAACUCCAGGGUUACACAAAAUGAAGAUUGACUGUUGGAGACCGUGUGGCAAUUCAAUAUUGGCCGAAUUGCGACGUUUCUUCAUUGGAGGUUCACCAGAACUGGAGGAUCCAACUUACACAGGAAUUCCGUCAACAUUUGAGGGAAGUCAUUUCAGCAAAUUCGGUUUCCGCACUGAAACCACAGGGAGUGUUCAUUUGAGCCUGAAUGUAUUGAUGCAGUCAAGGUCAUUUAUUGAGAUGAAAGCAAGCAGAAAAACAUUCGGCAACAUCAUGGAGAACUUGGGGAUGAAUGCCAUACAAACAAAUGUUUUGCAAGUCCUGGCUGCUUUAAAGAAGGCUCAAACCCGAAUGAAGCUGGCAAGGGAAGCUGCUGCUGUUUUUCAGGAAUUACGCAUAAAGGACGAAUGA